UAGAUCACUAAGGGAAACUCUCAGUCGUAGGUGAGAUCCUGGAACACGACAAAGAUAUCCGAAGAUCACACCAGUGGACUCCGCGUUUCAUCCUAGCAGCUGGAAUACAGUAGCUCAUCAAAACCAACUGACUUCUAGCGGUACCAACGCCCGUCGCCCUCUCUCCUGCUCGGGUCACUUCGUCUCUGUGUCACCAUGGCUCCGACACUAACCACAGCCUUCGCGCGCCGCUGGUGGAUGGCCGUGACCGCCAUCAUCGAGAACCUGCUCUUCUCCGCCGUGCUUCUCGGAUGGGGGUCUCUGCUGAUCAUGCUCAAGUCUGAGGGCUUCUACUCCUACAUGUGCACCGAUCCUGGAAACAGCUCGGCCUUGCUGAACCUCACCCUACCCCCCGUGUCCGGCGUUGACCAGCCCCUGGUGGCGUCGGAGGACGAUGAGGUGGACUACUACGCCGACGUGGAGGUGAGCCCGCUUCAGGGCCAGAGCGGGGUGGAGGUGCGCAAGCUGCACCCGGAGGAGCCCAUGAUGCGCAUGAACGGCUGGCUCAUCUGCAAGGAGCAGGACGAGAUGCUCAACAUGGCCUUCACCAUGGGCUCCUUCCUGCUCAGCGCCAUCACGCUGCCCCUGGGCAUCGUCAUGGACAAGUACGGCCCGCGCAAGCUCAGGCUGCUGGGCAGUGCGUGCUUCUCUUUCUCCUGUCUGCUGAUUGCGUAUGGAGCCUACAACCCAAACGAGCUGUCGGUGCUCAUCUUCAUCGCCUUGACCUUCAAUGGGUUUGGAGGAAUGUGUCUGACCUUCACAUCUCUAACUGUGUCCAACAUGUUCGGAGACCUGCGGUCCACGUUCAUCGCCCUGAUGAUCGGCUCGUACGCCUCCUCGGCCGUCACCUUCCCAGGUGUUAAGGUGAUCUAUGAUCUGGGAGUGCCAUUCAUCACCAUCCUGGUAGUGUGGGCAGCAUGCGCUUUACUCGUCUUCUUCAACUGCUUCUUCAACUGGCCCCUGGAACCUUUCCCUGGACCCGAGGACAUGGACUACAGCGUGAAGAUCAAGUUCAGCUGGCUGGGUUUCGACCACAAGAUCACCGGAAAGCAGUUCUACCAGCAGGUGACCACCGUGGGCCGGCGCCUGAGCGUGGGCAACUCCCUCAAGCAGAAGGAGCUGUCCACCAGGGACGGACACAAGCUCUGCCUGUCCACCAUGGACCUGGAGGUCCAGUGCAAGCCAAAGGAAGAAUCCCAGUCGUUCAUGAAGAGCAUCCUGACCCCUCUGUUCGCUCUGUCUCUGGUCACCAUGUGUGUGACUCAGCUCCGUCUCAUCUUCUACAUGGGAGCCAUGAACAACAUCCUGGAGUCCCUCAGCGGCGGAAACCUCGACACAGUGAGUCUAUACACCUCAAUCUUCGGUGUGAUGCAGCUCUUGUGCCUCAUGACGACUCCGGUCAUUGGUCAGAUCAUGGACUGGAAGCUCAAAGACUGCGAGGAUCCGGACAGCGACGAGAAGAAGGAACUCAGCAAGGACCAGCCCCAACCAAAGAAGCAGGACAAACAGAUCCAGAAGAUCACCAACGCCACGCGAGCCUUCAUCGUCACCAACCUCCUCCUCGUGGGCUUCGGAGUCACCUGCCUCAUCCCUAACCUGCCUCUACAGAUGGUGUCUUUUGUCCUGCACACCAUCGUCAGAGGAUUCAUCCAUUCAGCUAUUGGCGGACUCUAUGCUGCUGUGUACCCCUCGUCCCAGUUCGGUAGUCUGACGGGGAUGCAGUCGCUGGUGAGCGCUCUGUUUGCACUGAUCCAGCAGCCACUCUUCAUGUGCAUGAUGGGACCGCUGGAGGGAGACCCCACCUGGGUGGACGUUGGGCUGUUUGGCGUGAGCAUGUUGGGCUUCCUGCUGCCCCUCUACCUCAUCUUCUUCCGCAGACAGCUGAUCAAGAUGAAGAAGGAGAGGGACAACGAUGCCAAGAUCUACCUGAAGAUCAACGGGAACAGCAGUCCAGAGGCCUUCGUGUAGUCACAGCAUAACGGAAGCGUUGAAACGAGGAGUUAACGGAAAAAAAGAGAGAAAGAGAGUGUUAGGAGAGGAGAGCCAGAAAGAGAGAGUGGAGUUUUGCCGGUCUCUUGUGGACUGUGCCAUGAAUUCCAAUCUCUUUGAGAAGAGCUUCGCCUUUCCAGUUAUUUAUUUCAGUGCCUUCUUAUCAGAUGAGAGUUUCAGCUGAUGUCGUCCAAAUCUCUUGUUAUCACAAAACGUUUCGUCUUUCAACAUUUUAGGUGUAUAUUCUCAUUGUAACACAUUUUAAGUAUGAAUUAUCGUAUAGACACUGAUAUUUCUGUAUACGGCAUUUUUGAGACUAAAGAACCUUGACCAACACUAUGGUGCUCUUUUUAGAGACUGCUACAGAGUGUUUUGAUAUUGCUCACUAAACAUUAUUUAUGUUUAGCAAAUUAGCAGAGAAAGUGCUUGAUGAUACUCUCAGUAACAAGAGGGAUGGUCAGUUGAAUACAAUGUGCCCUGGUUUUACCAUAGAGGCCUGCUAAUCUACUUCAGGCCUUCUUUAAAAGGUGAAUGUGAUUUGUCACAUUCAGAUAUGCAAAAGCCACAUUUAUGUAUUUAAUUUUGUAAAUAUAUUUUUAUGAUGAAAGUUGAUGCAGACAAUAUUUAUACAUAAAAGUAAGUGGCUUUGCUUUGUGAAUGCUUUGUAUUUGAAUUGUUCUUUUUUUUUUUUUAAUAAUAAUUCUUUGUCUUUUAUGAGCCUACCAGUCAUAAACUCAGCACUUUUGACAUAAUGUCUUCAUCCCCUUUCUCUGUUUAUAUUGUAGGGAAUAUCCUUUGUUUGGAAACUAUCGAUUUCAGUAUUUCUAACAUUCAUAUUUUUAAACCAUUUAAAAGCAUUAUUGCUUAAUGUAUUUUACGUAACAUGUUAUUGUGUUGACGGCUAUUGAUAGGUUAUGUGAAAAAGACUGAGUGGUUGAAAAUGAUGUUGGUACAAUGUCGAAAGAAUGUUGUGAACUUGCAGUCAGAAUAGGCAGAUAGGCCGCCCGCUUCAUCGCUUGUAAUUAAUAUUGCCUUAUUUUGUGUAUUUAUUUGAUUUCUAUUCUAUGACAUUUCUCAUCAGAAUCAUAUUUUUUGUGAAGUAUCUUUGCGGCCUUUUCUUUAUAACUUCCUUUUUCCUCGGUCUUGUAGUGGACUUUGUAAAAGGUAUUUUUAUUUGUUUAGAGGCAUUAUUGUAAGUGUGAGUAAUAAAUUAUUGCUAU
Molecule: messenger RNA, 3248 nt
Organism: Sardina pilchardus (European sardine)
Lineage: Eukaryota; Metazoa; Chordata; Actinopteri; Clupeiformes; Clupeidae
Gene: slc43a2b
Product: solute carrier family 43 member 2b
Exons: 14
Coding region: 196-2007 (603 amino acids)
Biological process (GO): transmembrane transport; neutral amino acid transport
Molecular function (GO): L-amino acid transmembrane transporter activity; neutral L-amino acid transmembrane transporter activity
Source: RefSeq, a predicted model, not a curated record